AACCCUAGCCUCGUCGCCAUGGCCUCCUCCUUGCUCCGCUCCGGCUACGGCCUCUUCCUUCGCCGCCCUCGCCUUUCCGCCGCAUUCUCCACCGCUGCUGCCGAGGAGCUCAUCGACGUCCGCAAGCUCCCCACCGACUACGACCCCUCCACCUUCGACCCGUCCUCCCCGUCCCGCCCGCCGCCGUCCGACCGCGUGUGGCGCCUCGUCGAGGAGGUCUCCUCUCUCACCCUCGCGGAGACUGCUUCUCUGUCCUCUCUCCUCCUCCGCCGCCUCGACAUCCCCUCCGCGCCACCCAUCGCCAUCCUCAACUCCGCCACGGGGCUGGGCGGCGGUGGCGCCACGGCCGGCGCGGCGGGUGAGAAGGCGGCGGCGGCAGCUGAGAAGACGGUCUUCGAGCUGCGGCUGGAGGCCUACGAUGCUGCGAGCAAGAUCAAGGUGAUCAAGGAGAUCCGGUCAUUCACUGACCUGGGGCUGAAGGAGGCCAAGGAGCUGGUGGAGAAGGCGCCUGCGGUGAUCAAGGGAGGCCUAUCCAAGGAGGAGGCUCAGGCGAUUGUCGAGCGAAUGAAGGCAGUUGGCGCCAAGGUCAUUAUUGACUGAUUAGAACAAGCCUUUUCAGUGGUGAGGUCCUGCAAAUUUAUGCUUCGUUUCGGAUCAACUUUUAAGUGCAAGGAUGGAUGAGUGGCUUGUGGAGAAUUCUCCUCUAUGAACUUGUGGAGAAUUGAUGUGGCAUUGCACAAAUAGGUUUUCAAGCGCGUUAAUCAAAUGAACUUGUAGAGUAUUGUAUCAAUGAUCAAUCACUCAUCAUUAUGUUGUCGGAUGUGACAUUAGUUGUGGGGCUUUGGGAUGGAAAUGGACUAUUAUAUUGUUAUUUGCUAUGAAGAUUUUGUGACCUUUGAAUUACAAAGUAAAAAUGAGUUACUUCAUUUCC
Messenger RNA from Zea mays, 931 nucleotides. Its product is annotated as 39S ribosomal protein L12. The record is from RefSeq and is marked validated. Gene Ontology annotation, molecular function: structural constituent of ribosome; mRNA binding. Gene Ontology annotation, biological process: translation. Gene Ontology annotation, cellular component: ribosome; mitochondrion. Bases 19 to 600 code for a protein of 193 amino acids. Lineage: Eukaryota; Viridiplantae; Streptophyta; Magnoliopsida; Poales; Poaceae. The transcript has a single exon.